CCGCUGCUGACAACUUGCUACUCUCAGUUUCUCAUCUGUCAUUAGAUCUUUAUUUUAGGACCAUGUCUCUCCGUGUGUUAGAAAUAAUCUUUUUCUUCUAUUUCGCCUCUCACAUUCCAAUCACAUUAUUCAUUGACCUACAGGCGCUGCUGCCGGGACAUGUGUAUCCACAGCCGUUGAAGGAUCUGCUCAGGUGGUAUGCAGAGGAGUUCAGGGACCCCAUGGUGCUGGACCCUCCAGAGUGGUUCAGAUCUUUCAUUUUCUGCGAGGCUUUGUUUCAGACGCCUUUCUUUCCUGUGGCAGCCUAUGCUUUCCUCAAAGGUGGCUGCACCUGGAUCAGGACUCCUGCCAUUAUUUAUUCCACACAUGUGGCCACCACACUGGUCCCAAUCCUAGCUCACAUCCUCUUCUAUCAGUUCCCUGUGAAACCUCACCCUGGGCCCCAGAGCCUGCAGGAGCGCUGGCUGCUGGUCUCCAUUUAUCUCCCGUACCUGCUGGUGCCUGUGCUGCUGCUCCUCACCAUGCUGCUGUCCUCAGCAUAUAACCUCAGCACCAAGUCUGGACACAGGCAACACAAACCCAAGAAAAAUUGACUCACAACUACAGACAUUUACAUUAUAUACAGUGAUUUUAGGAAGUCUUUUUCUACAUUUCUGAAUGUACCAUUUGCGUGGGGGUUAGACUGUAUUACACUGUUAUUAGAAGGAAAUUGCAAUUUGUAAAGCUGCCAGAAUGAGCAUUUUAAAUGUUAUUCUUGAUGAAUGCGUUUUCAAUCUUUAUCAAAACCAAAGUUACAUUCACAUAUUUAUAAAGGACUUAGUAGGAAAUUAGUGUAAACCUAGGGAUGAUAAUUAAUUGAAGAUCGACUAAUUGGUCAUUAAGAAUUUAAUCAAACAUGUGACAUUUAAUCGAUUAAUCACUAGGCUAUGAAAUUCUGUCAAAAUAUAUGCAAUGUGUUGCUGUAGGCUUUGACUGUUUUUAAAAGUUUUUAUGCUUUUCUCAAAUAAAAAUUGAUUAAUCGAUCGUUAAUUCCACCAACUGAUCAGUUAAGGAGAGUGCUUACAAUUUGCAACCCUAGGCAAACCUGUUAUUUCCCUAAUAAGUGUUUAGGCAGAGUUCAUGUGUCUGUACACGCUGUCACUGGAUCUGACCUGAGAACUGUCGUGUUUUUCCCCUGAGCACAGCUGUAAAGUCCAUUUAUUUAUUGGUUAAUUAAAUAAUAAGGAAAAAGAUCAUAUAACUGUUAAAUUCAGUUUCUACAUCUUAAAAUAUAAACAAGUUAAGUAAAAUCUGUGAGCUGCUUUAUUGGACCUGUAGAUUACCCUGCUUUCCUCAUCCACUCACAGAUAUUGAUACCUCUCUAAGUGCACGCAGUUUUUAUGUGCUUAUGUUGAUUUUUUAUUUGAUACAAUACAGUACAGGGGCAGGCAAUGAGAAGACACAAAGCAAGUUUCCAUUAAAGGGAUAGUUCACAUUUUUUGAAGGUGGUAGUAUAGGCUACCUAUUCAUAGACAGUA
Molecule: messenger RNA, 1517 nt
Organism: Plectropomus leopardus (leopard coralgrouper)
Lineage: Eukaryota; Metazoa; Chordata; Actinopteri; Perciformes; Serranidae
Gene: tmem97
Product: transmembrane protein 97
Cellular component (GO): endoplasmic reticulum
Source: RefSeq, a predicted model, not a curated record